Molecule: messenger RNA, 3340 nt
Organism: Limulus polyphemus (Atlantic horseshoe crab)
Lineage: Eukaryota; Metazoa; Arthropoda; Merostomata; Xiphosura; Limulidae
Product: 116 kDa U5 small nuclear ribonucleoprotein component-like
Exons: 24
Biological process (GO): mRNA splicing, via spliceosome
Cellular component (GO): cytosol; U2-type catalytic step 2 spliceosome; U4/U6 x U5 tri-snRNP complex
Molecular function (GO): U5 snRNA binding; GTPase activity; GTP binding
Source: RefSeq, a predicted model, not a curated record
AUAGGACUAAAGCGUGUUGUCGUAGCGCCAGCAUUGCUUUUUAUUUGUAUUCUUCAAUCUGCUUUCACAAAGUUUUAGGGUUAGGUGUGACGUUUAUAUUAUAAUUAUAUUAGAAAUAUAACGGAGGGCAAAAUGGAUGCUGAUUUGUAUGAUGAAUUUGGAAACUACAUUGGACCAGAAAUAGAUAGUGGAUCAGAAGAUGAAGAUGGAUAUGAUAGAGAGAAUGAUAAUGAGCAAGAGUAUCAUGAGGAUGAUACCAUGGAUGAAAGUCGGGAUGAAGAGGAGGGUCCACAGAUGCAGAUUAUUUUACACGAGGACAAGAAAUACUAUCCAACUGCAGAGGAAGUGUAUGGACAAGAUGUGGAAACAAUUGUUCAGGAAGAAGAUACACAAGCUUUGACUGAACCUAUCAUUGCUCCAGUGAAAAAGAAGAAAUUCUCCCAUGUGGAACAGGACUUUCCAAAUACAGUGUACAACUUAGAGUUUCUGGCUGACCUCAUGGAUAAUACAGAUCUCAUCAGAAACAUUGCUUUAGUAGGCCAUCUGCACCAUGGAAAGACAUCCUUUGUUGACUGUUUAAUUGAACAGACCCAUCCAGACCUGUGUGUUAAAGAAGGGAAAAAUCUUCGUUAUACAGACACCUUAUAUACUGAGCAAGAGCGAGGAGUCAGUAUCAAAGCUACUCCAGUGACUCUUGUGAUGCAGGAUUUAAAAGGAAAGUCAUAUUUGAUGAAUAUUUUUGACACUCCAGGCCAUGUUAAUUUUUCUGAUGAAGUUACAGCAGCCAUGAGGUUAUGUGAUGGGGUGGUGAUUUUUGUAGAUGCUGCAGAAGGAGUUUCAUUAAAUACAGAACGUCUUGUUAAACAUGCUGUACAGGAGCGAAUGGCAAUAACAUUGUGCAUCAACAAAAUUGAUCGGCUUGUUCUUGAGCUUAAACUUCCUCCUCAAGAUGCCUACUACAAGCUACGUCACAUAAUUGAGGAAAUUAAUGGUCUUUUAAGUUUGUAUUCAGAUGAAAAUGACCAGCCUACUGUGUCUCCUUUGUCAGGAAAUGUGUGUUUUGCUAGUUCUCAAUACAGUGUGUGUUUUACCCUACGCUCCUUCGCUCAACUUUAUGCGCAGACAUAUGGCAACAUCAAUCCUUUUGAUUUUGCUCGGCGCCUCUGGGGAGAUAUCUAUUUUAACAGUAAAACAAGGAAAUUCACCAAAAAGCCACCUCAUAGUUCAGCAUUAAGGAGUUUUGUUGAGUUUAUUUUGGAACCACUGUACAAGUUAUUUGCUCAGGUUUGAUUUAAUGUAAUUUUUUAGCCUAAUUUAAAAAUAGAUUAAUAGGUUAAAGUUAGUAAAAUUAAUCUAAACUGAAAUGAAACCUCUAACCUAUUCGUCCUACUUCUCCGUUUGAUAUGUUCUCGUUUCCUUGGAGAUUUUAAUGGUUUAACGGACAUGUGUGUCCAACAUGUACCAUCUCCUGCUGAGAAUUCAAAAAAGAAAAUUGAACACAUUUAUACUGGUCCUCAAGAUUCUGAGUUAUCUGAAGCCAUGGUGGAAUGUGAUCCUGACGGACCACUGAUGGUUCACACCACCAAACAGUACUCUACCCAAGAUGCUACUAGUUUUCACAUUUUUGGACGGGUGAUGAGUGGAACUCUACAUGCUAACCAAGAAGUGCACAUUUUGGGUGAAAACUACACUUUGAUGGAUGAAGAAGAUUCUCGGGUUGUCACUGUGGGAAGGCUGUGGAUAUAUGAGGCCAGAUAUAAAAUUGAAGUCGAUCGAGUACCAGCUGGAAACUGGGUGCUCAUUGAAGGAAUUGAUCAACCGAUUGUAAAGACUGCUACUAUUUGUGACAUUGGAACUCAAGAUGAACUGUACAUAUUUCGACCAUUAAAAUUCAACACACAAUCUGUAAUUAAAAUUGCUGUGGAGCCUGUCAACCCAUCUGAACUUCCAAAGAUGUUAGAUGGCUUGCGAAAGGUUAACAAAUCCUACCCAUUACUUAGUACCAAGGUGGAAGAAUCAGGUGAACAUGUUGUUUUGGGAACAGGAGAACUGUACUUGGACUGUGUCAUGCAUGACUUGAGAAAGAUGUACUCAGAAAUAGAUAUCAAGGUGGCUGAUCCAGUUGUCUCUUUCUGUGAGACAGUUGUAGAAACAUCUUCACUGAAAUGUUUUGCAGAGACACCAAAUAAAAAGAACAAAGUAACUAUGAUAGCAGAACCAUUAGAAAAGGGUCUAGCAGAGGAUAUUGAAAAUGAGGUAGUUCAAAUUACAUGGAAUCGUAAACGACUUGGAGAGUUCUUUCAGACAAAGUAUGACUGGGACUUGCUAGCUGCUCGAUCUAUCUGGGCAUUUGGCCCAGAUGUUACGGGACCUAAUAUUUUAGUGGAUGAUACUCUCCCAUCUGAGGUUGACAAAGGAUUAUUAAACAUGGUGAAAGACAGUAUUAUCCAGGGCUUCCAAUGGGCUACCCGGGAAGGGCCAUUGUGUGAAGAACCUAUCCGAAACUGCAAAUUUAAGAUCCUAGAUGCUGUUAUAUCAGGAGAACCCAUCCAUCGAGGUGGUGGACAGAUCAUCCCCACUGCUCGUAGGGUUGCUUAUUCUGCUUUUCUUAUGGCCACUCCACGUCUGAUGGAACCAUACUAUUUUGUGGAAGUUCAAGCUCCAGCUGAUUGUGUAUCACCAGUGUACACUGUUCUAGCAAGAAGAAGAGGACAUGUGACCCAAGAUGCUCCAGUUCCAGGUUCACCUCUUUACACAAUCAAAGCCUUUAUUCCAGCUAUUGACUCCUUUGGUUUUGAGACAGAUCUUCGUACCCAUACACAAGGCCAAGCAUUUUGUUUGUCUGUCUUCCAUCAUUGGCAGAUUGUUCCUGGUGAUCCUCUGGACAAAAGUAUAGUCAUCAGACCGCUCGAACCUCAGCCUGCUCCACAUCUUGCUCGAGAGUUCAUGAUUAAAACUCGUAGAAGAAAGGGUCUUAGUGAAGAUGUUAGCAUCAACAAAUUCUUUGAUGACCCUAUGUUGCUGGAGUUAGCAAGACAAGAUGUCAUGUUAAACUAUCCAUUAUGAUGCUAAACUUGUCAAGAAAAGGAAAGCCCUGGAUUUUUUAAUCAGUAUAUUUUCCUGUAAGUUGUGCUUGUAAUGUGGAAUGUAAACCAGACGUAAGUUUAUCUUUUGCUGUUUCCGUGUAAAAAAAAGAGUGGAACUGUAUGAAGUUAAUUUUGCACAACCCCACAGGUGGUACUGCCAGCACCAAGAAAGAAUGAAUGUUAUCUGAAGACUUACAGUGUAAUGUUUUGUUUCACUUUCUUUUUUGUACAAUAAAGCUUUUUUUCAAACAAAA